AGCGGCAAUUGGGGGAAUCGAGGCGUUUAAAACACGCAGAGAGGAUCCGCUGUUAGUGAGGACUGUCUUUACCUCCUCUUCCUCCUCCUCUUCCUCUCUGUUGUCAUGAGAGGCGCGCAGGUUCUCCAGUCCUCCUCCUGUCGGUCUGCCUGAGUGAGAAAGCAGCGCUUUAGGACAAGAACAUGGGGCUGCCUGCGUUGGAGUUCAGUGACUGUUACUUAGACAGUCCUCAGUUCCGAGACAGGUUAAAGUCCCACGAACUGGAGCUGGACAACACCAACAAGUUCAUCAAGGAGCUGAUUAAAGACGGAAAAGCGCUCAUCCAGGCACUGAAGAAUCUGUCUACAGCACAAAGAAAGUUUGCAGAGUCGCUGAACGAGUUCAAGUUCCAGUGCAUCGGCGACGCUGAGACGGACGAUGAGAUCUGCAUCGCCAGAUCACUUCAGGAGUUUGCUGGUGUUCUUCAGAACCUGGAGGAUGAACGAACACGGAUGAUUGAUAAUGCAAACGAUGUUCUUAUCACUCCACUGGAGCGGUUCAGGAAAGAACAGAUUGGAGCAGCCAAAGAGGCGAAGAAGAAGUAUGACAAGGAGACGGAGAAAUACUGCGCUGUCCUGGAGAAGCACCUCAGCUUGUCUGCCAAGAAGAAGGAGUCACACCUUCAUGAAGCAGACAGUCAGGUGGAUCACGUGAAGCAGCAUUUCUACGAGGUGUCGCUGGAGUAUGUGUUCAAAGUGCAGGAAGUUCAGGAGAGGAAGAUGUUUGAGUUUGUGGAGCCGCUGCUGGCGUUUCUCCAGGGGCUCUUCACGUAUUAUCACCAUGGAUACGAGCUGGCCAAAGACUUCAACCACUUCAAGACGGAUCUCACUAUCAGCAUACAGAAUACUCGGAACCGUUUCGAGAGCACGCGGUCAGAGGUGGAGAGUCUGAUGAGGAAGAUGAAGGAGAACCCGCACGAGCACAAGAAUAUCAGUCCUCACACUAUGGAGGGUUACCUGUUUAUCUUAGAGAAACGUUCUUUUGUGUCCACGUGGGUGAAGUAUUACUGCACUUACCAGCGUGAGACCAAACAUCUCACCAUUGUGCUGUUCGACCAGAAAUCUGGAGGCAAAACUGGAGAGGAGGAGAGCUUCGUCCUGAAGUCUUGCAUCCGAAGGAAAACCGACUCCAUCGAGAAGAGAUUCUGCUUUGAUGUAGAGGCUGUGGAUCGGCCUGGAGUGAUGAUAACAAUGCAGGCUCUGUCAGAAGAGGACCGUAAGUUGUGGAUGGAGGCGAUGGAUGGCAGAGAGCCGGUAUACAACAUGAAUCGAGACAGCCAGAACGAAGCCAUGGCCCAGCUGGAUGUGAUCGGCUUCAACAUAAUCAAGAAGUUCAUCUAUGCCGUAGAGACACGAGGCAUCGAUGAACAAGGACUCUACAGAAUCGUCGGCGUCAGCUCCAGAGUGCAGAAGCUGCUGAGCCUCGCCAUGGAUCCUAAAACAUGUGCUGAUGUGGAGCUGGAGAGCUCAGAGUGGGAGAUCAAGACCAUCACCAGUGCCAUCAAACACUAUCUCAGGAUGCUUCCUGCUCCACUGAUGACCUACCAGUACCAAAGAAACUUCAUCAAAGCUGCCAAGCUAGAUAAUCCGGAAGCACGUGUUCAGGAGAUCCACAGCAUCGUGCACCGUCUUCCAGAGAAGAACCAUCAGAUGCUGGAGCUGCUGAUGAAGCACUUAGCGAAUGUGGCGAGUCACCACCAGCAGAAUCUGAUGACGGUGGCUAAUCUGGGCGUGGUGUUCGGCCCCACCCUGCUCCGGCCGCAAGAGGAGACCGUGGCUGCAAUUAUGGACAUCAAGUUCCAGAACGUUGUGGUGGAGAUCCUGAUUGAGAACCAUGAACGUAUCUUUAAAGAGACGCCUGUUCCUGCAGUGGGACAAAUCAGCUCGCAGUCCAGCGUCCACAGGAGGAGAAGCACAGAGAGCAAAGCUCCAUCCUGCAGUGAGAGACCUCUCACACUCUUCCACACUCCUACACACUCUGAGAAAGAGCGAGCAGCAGUGGAUAAGAGGAACAGUGUGCACCUAAACUCUGAAUCCCAGCCAGCAGCUUGUUCCUCACUCAACUGCACCAGCAAUCAGAACUGGAACAAGUUUAUUAACCUCAGCAGUGCAGACGGAGAACAGGACGGUGUUGUACAGGCACGGCAGAGUAGAUCUAAUUCACAUCAAAUUCCAAGAACUCGAGGUAGCAGCAUAUCAUCCAGCUCAGCUUCACCCAGCUCCACCUCUCCACGCUCUCCUUCCUGGCCGAUGUUCUCUGCUCCCUCCAGUCCUCAGUCAGCUCCCUGCACUUCCAGUGAAUGUUCCCCGCUCAGUCCUCCUCUGCGGAAGGCUCGCGCUCUGUACGCCUGCAAAGCCGAGCACAACUCCGAGCUCUCCUUCAUCGCAGGGACGAUAUUCGACAACGUUCAUCCGUCGAGGGAACCGGGCUGGUUAGAGGGCACGUUGGACGGGAGAACGGGAUUAAUUCCUGAGAACUACGUAGAGUUUCUUUAGCUGUGGACCAGAAGGUGACGAGAUCCUGCAGCAGACACAGAAAGCUGGCUCUGUGUGUGUGUGUGUGUGUGUGUGUGUGUGUGUGUGUGUGUGUGUGAGUGUGUGUGAGUGUGUGUGUGUGAGUGUGUGUGAGUGUGUGUGAGUAUGUGUGUGUGUGUGUGUGAGUGUGUGUGUGUGUGUGAGUGUGAGUGUGUGUGAGUGUGUGUGUGAGUGUGUGUGAGUGUGUGUGUGUGUGUGUGUGUGUGAGUGUGUGUGUGUGUGUGUGUGUGUGUGUGUGUGUGAGUGUGUGUGUGUGAGUGUGUGUAGGCUGAGGGCACUUGGCCACCAAAAAGCACUGCCAUUACUAAAAAUGAAAGGAAAAAAAAAAAUAUUGGGACCAUUUUAGUUUUUCUCCAGCAGCUUAGGAACCUUUACUGGGAGACUCAUCACCACAAAUCAUCCUGAGCUGCGUUUCUACGGCAACCUCUCUCUGCCGCAGUCUGGAGCGUCGGGAACGUCGUGUCGUAUCUUCAGCUUUUUUUUGUCUGAAAUGUUUAGAACUACUACAAGAAACUGGUUCAUUUUUAAAAAGAAAAAAAAAAGAUUGAGGAAUUAUUUCCUUUACUUUGCACUUUUAUAUUUUAGGGAACAAUUUAUGAAACGCUCAAGCUGUCUUUUCCUCGUCCUCUGUCUCUUACCCUCACGUUUCUCUGCAGUAUGUUAAGGAGUAAAAUGUAAAAGAAUGUGAAUUCAGCGCCGAUCAAAUGUAAAGCCUCUGGUGUCGAUGCCGCUCUCUGGUCUGUAACAGUGUAAAUCCAUGAGGUGAAAUGUUUCUGUAAAUAAUUCUGUUUUGUAUUCUAGCUUACUAACUUAAUUAUUGCUCUUUUUACAUAAAAAUAUCUAAGUUAAUUUUGCGAGUUUUAAUAUUCUUAACUGUUAAAAGUGUAGCAGGAAUCGAGCUCCUGAUGUUCUUCAGGUUUUCUUUAUUAAACAUCAGAAUCAGCUGUAUUUCUGUUUACCGCCUGUUUCUUACAGAACUAAAGAACGACUUUCACUUCCUGAUUUUACAGAGUUACAGGUUUUAUUAAAGCUACGUGCAGGAACAUCUGAGGUCCUUGUGGAGUAAUGAGGAGCUGCAUCACUGACUGGAUAUGAACUAAAACUAUUAACUAAUUAUUUCAGUCUCAUUGUUUUAAGAAAGAAUAAAUAAAUUUCACUGUUGAUGACCA
This is a messenger RNA of Tachysurus vachellii, 3742 nucleotides long. Its product is annotated as rho GTPase-activating protein 26-like. Gene Ontology annotation, molecular function: GTPase activator activity; protein binding. NCBI's taxonomy places the organism in Eukaryota, Metazoa, Chordata, Actinopteri, Siluriformes, Bagridae. The coding region runs from base 183 to 2534 and encodes 783 amino acids. Gene Ontology annotation, biological process: signal transduction. Gene Ontology annotation, cellular component: cytoplasm. The transcript has 25 exons. The record is from RefSeq and is a predicted model, not a curated record.